CCCGUCGCAUGAAUCCCUGCUUGUAGCUAUCUAUUUAUUUACUUUUCUGCCAUACCCAACAUUCAAUUCCCGUUUCCCAUUUCCCAUACCCCAUAUGCAAUUGUAAUUGUGUUUCUUACAAUUACAAACAUAACUCGCCAUAUCCGGCGCAACACAACAAACACAAUGACAACACUAUCCCCAGCACCGGCAUCAACCCCCGUCCCAGCACCGUCCGAAAAACCCAAUCAGAGACCCAGUCCCCUCCGCAGUGUCAUCGCGGGAAGUACAGCGGGCGCGGUCGAAAUCGCAAUUACAUAUCCGUUUGAGUUUGCAAAGACGCGGACGCAGUUAAAUAGACGAUUGCCGGAGAGUGGGAAACUUCCUUGGCCGAAGUUUGGGAGUGCUUGGUAUGCGGGAUGUACGACGUUGAUUAUUGGGAAUUCGUUAAAGGCAGGGAUUAGUAUGUUCUUUCUUUUUUUAUGGGUUUGCUUGGGGGUGGUUUUGAUGGAGGGUGGAGAGGUGGUUUGAGAGCUUGAGCGGAGAGAGGGAUUGAGGGGAUAUGUGAUAGAUGAUAUGGAGUGCGAAUACUGAUAUAUAUAAACAUAGGAUUCGUCGCAUUCGAUCAAUAUAAAGCACUACUCCAAGACGCCGAUGGAAAGAUUUCAGGACCCCGAACUGUAAUUGCCGGGUUUGGAGCUGGUGUUACAGAAAGUUUAUUAGCAGUCACACCAUUCGAAAGUAUUAAAACAACUUUGUACGUUCCCAACUCUUCCCUCCCUACCAUAUACAUAUAACUAACAACCGCAGAAUCGACGAUCGCAAAAGCGCCAAACCGCGCAUGAGAGGAUUCCUCCAUGCUGUCCCCAUCAUCGCACGCGAAAGAGGUCUUCGAGGAUUCUUCCAAGGUUUCGUCCCAACGACCGCUCGUCAAUCCGCCAAUUCAGCCGUCCGAUUCGGUUCCUACACCUCGCUGCGUCAACUCGCACAAUCUUAUACGGCGCCCGGAGAAAAAUUAGGUGCAUUAUCUACUUUUGGGAUUGGCGGAUUAGCAGGUAUCAUCACGGUAUAUGUAACGCAGCCACUUGAUACCGUCAAAACACGCAUGCAGAGUAUAGAAGCAAGAAGCCUGUACAAGAAUAGUUUCCACUGUGCGAGCUUGAUAGCGAAGAAUGAGGGGCUAUUUACAUUUUGGAGUGGAGCCUUGCCGAGAUUGGGAAGGCUAAUUUUGAGCGGAGGCAUUGUUUUCACAAUGUAUGAACAAAGUAUCGAGUUAAUGGGCCGCGUAGAUCCAGAAAGUAAAUACAUUUAAAAAGGGAGCUAAGGAGUGAGUUGAGCAUUGAGUGGAUUUGAAAAGUUGGGAAACGCGCAGCGGAGAAGGGUGCACUUUGACUUGAACUUUGUGCGCAGUGAACAAUCUUCAAUCCUCGUAGAAUUCCGUCAUUUACCUUGUUUGGCAACCAACUUUUCUUUGGACCCCUAGCUUGGUAUUCUCGGUAGGAGGGAUGAAGUUGUGAACUGUGUGGUGUGUGCAUUUUGUAU
Sclerotinia trifoliorum is the source of this 1521-nucleotide messenger RNA. Lineage: Eukaryota; Fungi; Ascomycota; Leotiomycetes; Helotiales; Sclerotiniaceae. The record is from the annotation of a GenBank genome assembly.